Molecule: messenger RNA, 901 nt
Organism: Oryzias latipes (Japanese medaka)
Lineage: Eukaryota; Metazoa; Chordata; Actinopteri; Beloniformes; Adrianichthyidae
Gene: cenph
Product: centromere protein H
Biological process (GO): chromosome segregation; mitotic spindle organization; kinetochore assembly
Cellular component (GO): nucleus; kinetochore
Molecular function (GO): kinetochore binding
Source: RefSeq, a predicted model, not a curated record
GUUUGAAAAAUGUGGAAAAAAAAUGCAAUGACGUCACUUCCUGGCGGGUGAACAAACCCUAUUGUACAGAUUUUCUGUUUUUAUGAUAUUACUGUUUUAUAAAGACGAGAGCCCCCAGACAUGGAUUCAUCUGGUGAAGACAUAAACGAUAUGGUAAAGAAAGAUGAUGCUCCUAAAGGUCCCUCUGGACAGAAAGAAACCUCGACUGCAGAUAUGCUAAGAAUUAAACAACAAAUGUCAAACCAGUGCUUUGAGAUGGAAGUACACCUUAACGCAGUUUCUGUUGCAGGGAAAAACAGACGAUCUUGCAGCACUUCUGAAGCAGAACGAGACUACUCGGACCACAUAAGUGAGCUUGAAAGAGUAAAGACACUCCGAUUUAACCAGACUUUGGCUCUGCACAGAAUGCAGAUGUGGCAUGCUAUGGAAGAAAAAAUAAAAACCAAUGAUCCGGAGGCAGAUGCUCUAAGAGCUGUCAACCAACGCUGCAUGGCGCUGUGCUGCCGAAUAAAACAGAUUCAGCAGGAGACAAGACUUUUACAAGAUGAAAUAACAGAACUACAAAAGAAGAGACUCGAGAUGAAACGCCUCACACACGAGAAAAUGAAGGAAAUGGAAGACUUGAUGUCCCGGAAGGAGCACCCAGAUACAGAAAAGUACAAAGCUGCAUUGGAGAAGGGCCAAACAAACCUGGAAAAAUAUAAAAAGAUGUCAAUCAUGGCACAGAAUGUCCUCAGGGGCCUCCUCUUGGCAUGUAAAAUCAACUGGCUGGAUGAUCCCAAACUUCGACACGUUGCAAUGACACUGGAGGAGUUCCCUAUUACUGACUGAAAAAGGCAUCUAGUCCACUGUAUCUAUUUAUCUAUUAUUUUAUCAAUAAAUUACACAACUGUUAAAAUCG